Molecule: messenger RNA, 3238 nt
Organism: Theobroma cacao (cacao)
Lineage: Eukaryota; Viridiplantae; Streptophyta; Magnoliopsida; Malvales; Malvaceae
Source: RefSeq, a predicted model, not a curated record
GUUUGGAUUUCAAAAGGAAGGGGGGAAAUGCAAACGAAAAACGAGCUCAAAACGUCCAAAACAAGUACUUGCCUUCCACCGUUUUGUUUUCUUUCUUUUUAAAUGUUUUCUUCUCUCUUUUUACUUCCCAAAAUCUUACGUUGAAGAAAUUCUUUUGCCCCUUUUUGUGUUUCCCUUUCAACAAACAGUGAAUAGUCAAAUGGCAAAAACCAAAUAGAUACUAAAUUGGAGGCUUAACCGAGGACUAAUUUUUGUUGGUUUGCUAAAGAUAUCAGAAUCCCAUAUGGCAGCUGAUAAGAUUGAGGGCAAAAGAAGAACAGGUUGAUCAAAGGCUUUCACAUAUGCUGCUUCUCUUGUCCUACUUAAGAAAGCAAGAAAAAAAACUUUAGCAAAUGGAGCAGCCACCUGAAAACCUCCAUGAAAAAAAUGAUCAUGUUCUUGAUAUUCCAAAUGAUUGUCAACAUGGGAAUAAUGUUGUAUCAAGCAGUUCUCAACAACCUGUGAUUCAGCCCACUCCUUCUGGUGGAUCAAGUCAUAGGAGUUUUAUAUCAUCUUUUUGCUUUUGGAUUUACAUUAGACUAGUUUUUAAUAUAAGCCAGAUUGUUGCAUCAGUAGCUGUUCUAGUAGCUUCAAGGAACGAGAAGUCACAAGCUCCAUUGCACAUUUGGAUUGUGGGUUAUGCUGCAGGGUGUGCUGCUACUAUUCCCAUCCUUUUCCAGCAUUGUUUCCUUCCGUAUCCUACGCUUAGCAGAUUAUUUGAGCGCUUUAAAUGGAUGCUAAAAGUUUACUUCUUUAUCUGGUUUGUUGUUGGCAAUGUUUGGCUAUUUGGGGGGUACUCUUCUUCAGGGGCUCCAAAUUUGCGCAGGUUAUGUGUAAUGUUUCUUGUCUUUAGCUAUCUUGAGUUUACCAUGCCCUUCAUCCUGUGUGCUGUUUUAGCAUGCUGCUGUGGGGACCUAGGUCUAAUUAAAGGAGCCACUUCAGAGUGCAUCAAUUCUCUGCCAACAUACACUUUCAAGUUACAGAAAGAUGGUACUGGCAGCAUCAUGAAAACCAAUUCAGAAGUUAGAGGGGUUCAAGUGGCAGGAGCAGAAAAGGACUCUGCUAUUUCAGGGGAUGAUGCAGUUUGUUGCAUUUGUUUGGCAAGUUAUGCAGAUAAUGAUGUGCUGAAGGAGCUCCCUUGCUCUCAUUUCUUCCAUACUAACUGUGUAGAUAAAUGGCUAAAGAUGAAAGCACUCUGUCCGCUUUGCAAAUGCACAAUUUUGUCAAAGAAAUGAGGGAUUGCUUUUUACCAUUGGCUGAGGUUAGCUUAGUUGGUAUUCACCAUUCCACUUACAUUCCUCUCCCGGUAACCUUCUUACUCUGAUCAGCAAUCAGAGAAGGCCGAAAAAUGAGAAGAAAAGAAGAAAUCUUAGCGACAAAGAUUGUACACACCGAGGAUAUUUAUCAUACUUAAAUACAAUCCUGUUGAUAUUAACCUUUUUAUCUUUUUAUUCAUUUUUAUAAAAAUGAGAGUUAAUCUUCCAGCCGGCUGCUUCAUACUUUUUCUGAAGGUGAAUCCGAGGAUGUUCCUAUGAGAAGCUCACACUUCUGUUUUUGUUUGUUUUUUAAUUUAAACUCCUUGGUGCAAUAGCGUGGAAGUUGCAUUUAAUCUUGGAUUAGUUUGUCUUAUCCCUUGUAUCCCUCAAGAAUAAACAGGCUUGAAGAUCAAUUUAAAAAUGGUGUUUAAAGUAGGUUAGAUCUCUAAACAAUGACUAGAGAUUACAUUACUUCAUUUGAGAGUGAUGUUUUUGUUUCUAGUUUGUGUGACUCUCCCCAAAGAAAAGGAGGGAUAAGAAGAAUUUGCAUGCAUGCUUUGAAAGAAUAACAAGGAAGAAAGCAACUUUUGGUAUUUUCUGAAGGCAAAUUUUGACUGGUUUAUGUAAAUCCAAGUAAGGUUUCUUGGUAGAAGUAAUAUCUCAUAUGCACAUUUUCUUGUCACCAAAGUGUAUAGGAAAGAAAGACCUUGUCAAUUUUGAUUGUGCAUUGCAGGUGAAGAACUCUUGAAUCAAAUGCGGAUGUCAUUGGGAAUGGCAAGCUCAAUAAAUUUGUAUUGAAUUACAUCUUUCAUUGGGAUACGGGAUACCUUUUCUCAAGGAAUUCCAUAAAUUAAGUCUUACCCUUGCAUCACAAUUAAUUAAUUUCAGCUUCUUUGUUCCCUACUGAUAUUUUUACAGAUAAAAGAUUAGCAAAACAAUGCAAAGACAGCUUAUGGAGGGAAGAGUAAUCGUAACAGUUAAUAUCAAUAUGAUUGCAGCAGGAAGUUCAGAUUACCGAAACUACCUAACUCUAUAUAUGCCUAAGCAUUUUCCAACCCCAAAAACCAGAAGGAACCUUGAAAAAACAAAAAGGAGUUGCCUAAAAGCAACAAACAAAAACACCCACAAAGAGUAGAAAUCUUUUAGGCCAGAGAUGGGGUUAAACAAAAAGAUGAUGGUGUUUUGCAUUGUAGUGGCAUCAUGGGCCAUGGCAUCAUCAAUGGGGACAAUGCAGGAUGAUGAGAAGGAAUGUGCUGAUCAGCUGGCAAACCUUGCAUCUUGCAUUGCCUUCGUGAGCGGAACUGCAACGAAGCCAACGCUGCAGUGUUGCCAAGAUACACAGAAAGUGAAGGCCACCAAGCCUAAGUGCCUGUGCGUUCUCAUCAAAGAGAGCACUGACCCUUCCAUGGGGCUUCCUGUCAAUACCACUUUGGCUCUUCAAAUGCCAUCUGCUUGCAGCAUUGAUGCCAAAGUGUCUGACUGCCCAACUAUUCUGAACCUGCCACCGGAUUCACCGGACGCAAAGAUCUUUGAAGAAGCUGAUCAAGGUUCUACCACUACUUCAACAGCAAACUCCCCACCAACUUCAUCCUCCUCUUCUUCAUCAGCUGGGACCAGUUCGAGCUCAGUAUCAAAGGCAACCCCAAGCAGCAACAAUGGAGCCAAAGUGAAGGUAUUUCUGGGAGGAAAUUGGCUUGUGUUGAUGGCUUCAAUAGCAUGGAUGUUGAUACGAAGGCUCCAGCUAUUACUAUAACAAAAUGUAUUAUGUAGAGAAGUAACAGUCGACUGUAUGGUUCUGACUAAGCAUGUUUUCUUUCUAAUUCAUAAUAACAGUAAUAGCAGGACUGUCAGACUAUCGUCCUUUGCAUGAAUAUGAGAAGGUUAUGAGGUCGAUUAUUAUUGUAUCGGGUAACAUAAACAGACCUAACUGCGACUUGUUUACA